Messenger RNA from Chelmon rostratus (copperband butterflyfish), 5988 nucleotides. RefSeq names its product peroxisome proliferator-activated receptor gamma, coactivator 1 beta (gene ppargc1b). Gene Ontology annotation, cellular component: nucleus. Gene Ontology annotation, molecular function: transcription factor binding; nucleic acid binding. Gene Ontology annotation, biological process: positive regulation of transcription by RNA polymerase II. The record is from RefSeq and is a predicted model, not a curated record. NCBI's taxonomy places the organism in Eukaryota, Metazoa, Chordata, Actinopteri, Chaetodontiformes, Chaetodontidae.
UCCACGGCUCCUCAUUCACUAGAAGAUGGCGGACUGCGCUCCACUAUUAGAUGAGGAACUCUCGUCCUUUGUCUUCAGUUACCUGACAGAAAACUCCGGCAGCCAGUAUGGGGAGGAGGAGGUGUGUUCGGACCGUUUGGACACUGACUUCCCGGACAUCGACCUCUCCCAGCUGGACACCAGCGACUUCGACAGCGUCAACUGUCUCAGCGAGCUACAGUGGUGCAACGAUCAGCCGGCGGACGCAUCGCCGGCCUCCAUCCACUACAGUACAGCAGAUGAGCUCUUUGAGACAGAAGAGGGGAACGCGGCUCUGCUCGCCGCUCUGACCGACAGUUUGGAUGGCAUGGUGGAUGCCUCCGUCUUCCCCGCCCUCGGGGAGGAGCCUGACCAGGAAGAGGAAGAGGAAGACAACCUUCCUCUCACAGUCGAGGACUUCAGCCAGUCCCAGGGGGCCGAGACAGAGGACCCAUCUCUCCUGAAGAAGCUGCUGCUGACUCCACCCAACGUGCCCACAGGCAUCGACGCACACAAAGAUAGAGUCCACGGCCAUCGCUAUAGCAACAGAAGCCUGCACCUUCGGCCGGUCAGACCUCUGGUCAAGAGUGACCUCCCUCAGGAGCGGAAGCCCCGAGCGGCGCGUCCGGCGGGCCGCCUGUGCACCGAGCUCCACCGCCACCUCACCACCGCCCAGGACUCGGAGGACGCCCAGGCCCCGGACACGGAGGAGGACGAAGAGGAAGAAGAGGACGAGGACAGUGAGUCGGAGGAGGAUGAAGAGGAAGAAGGGGAGGAGGAAGAGGAGGAGUCUUCCAGCAGUGAGGUGGAGGGCAUGGCGGUGGCGGCCGCUGUCCCCACUGAGCCAGUUAAGCCUCAGUUCAGCUCAGAGAAGGAACUGCACUCAGUGGUGGAGCUGAUCACAUACAUGCACACCUACUGCCUGCCCACACGCAAGCAGCAGGGCUGGGAGCGCAAGGACCGUGACCUCCAGAGGUCUCGGGCCAGACCUGAAGCCCCCCGCCUGGCCACCGCAACCUCUCACAGCAGAGUUGUCUUGGUGGCUACUCCUGGGACUAGUGGGGGCUCGACAGGGGCGGGCAACAGUGCCCCGAGGAGGCUUCCCUUUGCGAGGCGAAGGGAGAUAAAGGCCAACUCCCUUCUCCGUGAGCUCCUGCAGCAGAGCAGCUCUUUUGAUGUGAGCAAGCCUUACAGACUGCACAGCCCUCCCUACUCCCACUCCCACAGCCCCAACAGAGGAGGAGUAUCUGCUCCUUCUGCCCCGGCUAAAUCAGCCCCAGUCCACUCCCCCAGCUCCACCGCUCCUAAAGUGGAGCUUCGUAAAGACUCUUCCUCCCCUGAGAGGGGAAGGUACUCCUCUGAGGCGCCUCAAAGCCCAGAGGAGACAGCAGAGGACGGCAGCUCCUUCUCGGUACGGCGCUCCAGACGUCUGGCCUCCUUCCCAAGCCGCUUCGCCAAGAGGCUGCGGCCUGGACGGGCGCGGGAAGGAGAGGGGAAGGACAAGGAAGAGAAGGAGGAGGGACGAGCAGGAGUCAAACUCCUGCCAACCCAAGCAGGGGGGGGGGCCACGACGGAGACGCAGCCAGAGCAGCUGACGUCGGGUGACGGCAGCGCUGGUACAACAGAGCCGACCAAACCCUGCUGCCACAGCGAAAAGCGAGCCUGCCUCUGUCUGCCUCUCAACCCAAAGUCCACAGGAGAGUCCCAGUACAGCACCAAGCCUUUCGAGCAGACGCUCAGCGUGGAUCUGUGUGGGACGGCAGGUCUCACCCCUCCCACCACCCCACCUCACAAACCAGUGGAGGAUGAACUCUUCAAACCAGCUGAGGGAGGAAAGGGCAGUGAAGUCGCUGGUGGUGGCAGCAGCGGCGAUGGCGGCGGAGGCGGCAGCGAGUCUGUUCACCCAGCAUCAAACACCAACGUUGCCACGAAGGGCUCGUCCUGGCUGAGCCGCGGCCACCACCAGCGGAAGCUUCCAGAGCAGACGGAGCUGUAUGCCCAGCUGCGGCGCAUGGGCCAGGCGGGUGAAAGCGACACCCACCGCGCGUUUGGCGACCACGACUACUGCGCGCUGAGCCUCGGGGAGAGCCGCAAGCGUAGCGCCGCCAUGCUCGGCGCCAUGUUGCAGGCGCAGGGAGGGAGCGAUGGGGCCAGCACCCUCGCACCCAGAGCAGCCGACGAUCAGGUUUUGGAUGGGAAGGGGAAGGAGAGCGCGGAGCGGCUGCUGGUGUCAGAAGUCGCAGAACCGCUCGAGAGGCCGACGACGACGGUGGUGAUAUCAUCCACGCCGCCAUCAGACUGCCAGGCGGAAGCUGCCACACCACCCUCUUCAGAGGAAGAGGCGGAGCGCUCGUCUGCGUCUCGCUCACCCUCGCCCAUCCUCCACCUGUGUCCCGACUCCCCCGCCAGCAAGACGGACUCCAGCGAGAACUCAGAGAUCUGUCCCGACGACAAGCAGAGGAACAAAGCCAAGUCUGACGAGGACAACUGCCAGGUGUUUUACAUCCACAACCUGCCAACCAGCGUGACCCAGAACAUGCUGAGGAAACGCUUCCAGGUUUUCGGCAAAGCAGAGGACUGCAAAGUCAUCAUCUGCAACGAGGAGCGCUGUGGGGUGAUCAAGAUCCGCCAGCCAGGGGUUCAAAGACACUGGAGAGAACGGGAGACUGUUUUCCAGAACGGACCUGCAGGCCUCAGGAGGCUAACAAGGAAACGCUACAUAGAUCUUGAUGACGCAGGUCCGGGCCCCGUCAAGAGCAAGUACGAUGCACUGGACUUUGACACUCUGCUGAAGGAGGCCCAGAAGUCCCUGCACCGCUGACAGCACAGUGCCCCUGACUGGCCAGCCUUAGUGAACUGCAGCAACACCCCUCCGACUACACGGCUCUGCCCUCUGACAGGCCUCUCAGUACCUCCAUGCAAGGCAACCUCGCAAAAUGUUUACAUUUUUACCAUUGGAAUAAAGUAACGAUAAGGACCUUGUUUUUUUUAAGUUUCUUUCACCGGAGGAUACUGCUUAAAAACGAGGAAGCCACUGGGAUUCGGAGGAGCUAACAGACCGUGGAGGAAAUAGGACUUUUAACAGCAAUGGUACAACAGCAAUGGUACAACAAGUACAAACAAUAAUGAAACAGCUGAACAACAAUAACAAAGCUGUCCGUGUUGGUGACAUCAUCGCCCCGCCGUGGAAGCCGGGCGUGAGAGACCUCUGUAGCAAAUCCUUGCUAUUCCUGCGUUGCGUUGGUCGUCGUGGUGUGUGUUUCUGCGUGUGCGUGUUCUUUGUUCUGUUUGUUUUGUAAAAAAAAAGAAAAAAACAUCCCUGUUUCCGGUCACGGGUGGUGAACCAGCAAGCUACGUUCACCGUGAAGUUGUGUGGUUGUAUAACCAGAAAAAAAACAAAAAAACUAACAAACAAAAAAAAACCCUGGUUUGUUUUAGCGAAAAAUUGUGGAUGUUCUAAAUUUUAAAAUCUAUUGUGUGUGCGUUAUGGACAAAGAAUAUAUAAAAAAACAUUUAACGUAAUCAUUUGAUGACUGAUAAAGUUUACAAAUCUAAAAUGAAGAAGAAAAAAAUCAUGUUUUUUUCUUUUUUGUAAUUGUAGUGCUUCCUUGAUUUUGAUCUAUGCACUGUAAGGAGGUAAAUGUCUCCGCUGUCCUCCACUUUCCCCCUUUUGACUCUAAUCUCUAACUCUGCCAUGCUGACUAUUUUGGCUUCUGCUACUGGCUGCUGCAGGCUGUUUGGUAGGCGUUUUAUACAUUAAGACCCUGACUCUGUCAUCGGAAAAAUUUCACCUCAAAAUAUUUUCCAACCCAUGUGAACUGAAGCAGUUAUUAGAAACGCACUCAUCUUAAAUGUUGAGCAUGUGAACCAGGUUCAAAAUAAGAUCAGAUGAGAUACCAAUUGAGUUCUACUUUGUCAAAUUGACAACGGGUCACCAAGAAGCUUCAAGUGUGACCGAGUUUAAAAAGCAACAUUAACUUUAAAGCAUCUGAGAAAUAUAUUUCUAUGACAUCAAAGUGUAGAGGGCGAUUGCUGUUGGACACCCCGUGAAGUUCUUUGGCGCUCGCGUGGUUUAAUCCUGUCAGUUGCUUCUGAAAUACGACAGAUACGCUAUUUUGUCACAGUGAUUCAGAUCCGUAGUUUUAAAUUUAUCCAUUUAGAAAACAGAUCGUCGGUUUUUCCGAAUAAAAACGUUUGGCUUCAUCGGUCGUUUCCAGGUCAACUUUUUCCACAUCUAGAGGGGUCUUGAUGUAUCUUUGAUAGGGUCCCACUGAACAUGUGUCCAAUAAAGGCUGCAGCCUAACGACACCCCCCGAAUGCCACAGCCAAUGCAACAGUUACUGUUUACAUUUGGACUGCAGCAAGCAGGACUGAAAUGGGGAAAUAUAGUUGGUAGCCGUUGGCGCUUUCAGCAUUCAUCACAUCUGCACCGUGUCCAAACCAUCCCUGUCCAAUCUUCUUUCACAUAACGUCCAUCAGUCAUUACAGUGCAAAGCACUAAAUGAAAUAUUCAGCUGUUUGGAUUGUCCAGGACUCCUUUUUCCUGGUGACAUUAGUCCUUGACAUUUGGUAAGCUUUGCGUUGGGUUUCAAAGUACAAAGGAGACUAAGACCAGUUUGCUUCCUGUAAUUCACCUAUGGAAUAUUGCCAUUGCUGGAAGUAGAUGAAUCUGCUGAUUCAAAUGGAAUGUAUUCAAGAAUCUGAAUGUAAUUGUCGUGUUCCCCGUUUCUGCUUGCCCAAAGAUUGUGGAGCUUUUUGGUGCUUUUAAAAAGGUAGACUUGCUUCGUCAUCCGUAUGACUGCAUGUGACUGAUUGUGGCUUGAAACGCAGUCCAGGUAGCGCCUAAUUUACAUUCCUGACACAGCCAGUAGCACCCGCCGUAAAAAAGGGAGAGAGCCUCCGAGCCUGCCAAUCCGGUGGCACCACACCGCCACCUACGACACAGCCAGGGAAGGAGCGAGGGAUGGGCUUGAAAGUAACGAAACGCUUCGGUCGAGAAUCAGAUUUCUCGUCUGGGAGGUACUGUAUCAGCUGAGCAUCUCUACCUCACAUCCAUCCCUUUGUUUUUUGUCAGAAGUGUUCUCUGUGUGAGGGUUUCCCCAGCUGAUGGGCGGUUAUGGGUAGUUUGGGGGUUUGUGUUUGAUUUUUUUUAUGCUAUGACUCCUUCUACCACUAAGCCCCUGCGAGGGGAAUAAUCUCUCUUUCUCUAACUAUUUCCUUCGCUUGCCUCAUAACGGUUUUUAGCGUGUCCGUUUCUUGGAGUCUCGACCUUGUGUCCUUGUAUAACUGAGUGUUUUGUCUUUGUCUCGUGUUUGAGUCGGACAUUGCUGAUGCUUGCAGGUUGGUCAGGAGGGGUUGAACGGUGGCUCGGUGGUUGGUUGGUCCUUGAGUGCGUCUGGAGGGGGGGAUUCCCAAUCUUCUCCUCCUGCCCUCAUUUGCUUGUUUUCUUCAGGGACAUGCCAGGCCUACUGAUUCACCUGUUCCUCCUCUCCUUUCCCAGGAAUCUCGAUAAAACGCAGCCCGACUUUCUAACUUUAACUCUAUCGCUUUCUGUCUCUCGGUGGGUUCAAGGCCUUGUUUCCAGGUCUUCCCCAAACCCUGGCAAACUCCCCGCUUUUUAACAGAUAAUCCCUCUUUCCUCAUCCUCUUCCUUGUCCUUUCUCUAUCUAAUCAACUCCUUGGUAACACACAAAAAAUUGAAUGUUUACAUCACUCGAUUCUCCUUUGACUUUAUUAGGAACGCACACUAAGUACAAAGGCGCCUUAUUCAGUGUUAAAAAACAACAUCAAGUGACGUGGCCUCGAGGGAAACACCUUCUCCAGGCUUGCUGAUGUCCAAAACUAACAAAAACAAUUUAGUGCUAUACAUACUGAUUGAGAAACAAGGUGUCGACUUAAAAAAAAAAAAAGAAAAAGAAAAAAAAUUUAGAUAUUUUAACAAAACCAAUCACAAACAACUGAAUGAGUAUU